AUGUUUGCUGCUAUUAUUGAACCUUUUGUUGAUAUGAAUAAGAUUGAAGGCUAUAGGAAAUUUCUUGGCUUUCAAUAUUGCAAGGCAAAUAUAAAUGGCAAGAUCUGGUGCUUUUGGAGUUACUUUGAUCAAUUUGAGAUAAUUGCUAAUGAAGAACAACAACUGAGUAUCAACUUUAAAGAGACUGCAGAAGAGAAAGGAAUUGUGAUCACCACGGUAUAUGCUAAAUGCACUUCUGUCGAGAGAAGAGAUCAUUGGAGCAAUUUUGAAUAUUUGAAUGAUAUCAUUGAUGGACCUUGGUGCGUGGGAGGAGUUUUCAAUGUGAUUAUGGAUUCAGAUGAAAAAUUUGGGGGUAGACCUCAUAGAGCUCGUAGGAGAUUUGACUUCAUCAACACUAUGGAGAAUUGUGGGCUAGCUGAUAUUGGCUUUAUUGGUUUAAAGUUCACAUGCACUCUACUUAUGAAAUAUCCCAAUGAGCAGGUGGAUAACAUUAAGUACUUCAGAUUUUUAAAUUGUUGGACUGAUCAACAGGGCUUUCAUGAGGUGGUACAAGAAGUAUGGGAUAUGAAGGUAGAUGGGAAUGCAAUGUGGAGGCUUCAGAGCAAGUUGAAUGCUUUAAGUAAGAGGUUUAGUAAGUGGUCCAGAGAUAUCAUAGGUCAUGUCAAUGAGCAAGUUCCGACUUGGGAGGCUAAAAUGCAGCUACUAGAAGAUAUUGAUCAGGACAACAAUACAGAUCAAGGAAGAGAAGAGCUCAAUAAGGGACAUACUGAAUAUAUUAAAUGGCUUGGUAUGCAAGAAUCCCUAUUGAGACAAAAAAAAACUAAGAUAAGAUGGUUUAAAGAUGGUGACUGCAGUAGCAAGUAUUUUCAUAGUGUCCUAAGGGAAAAAAAGGAAGAAACUUCACUUAUACAGAAUCAAGAACCACCAGAAUAG
Messenger RNA from Nicotiana tabacum (common tobacco), 933 nucleotides. RefSeq lists its product as uncharacterized. NCBI's taxonomy places the organism in Eukaryota, Viridiplantae, Streptophyta, Magnoliopsida, Solanales, Solanaceae. The record is from RefSeq and is a predicted model, not a curated record.